Folsomia candida is the source of this 3728-nucleotide messenger RNA. Its product is annotated as pollen-specific leucine-rich repeat extensin-like protein 1. Lineage: Eukaryota; Metazoa; Arthropoda; Collembola; Entomobryomorpha; Isotomidae. The coding region runs from base 354 to 2159 and encodes 601 amino acids. The record is from RefSeq and is a predicted model, not a curated record. The transcript is spliced from 6 exons.
AAAGAGAAAAAAACUGUCAAGGCUUGGCGUCGAUUUGAGUGAUCGAGUCAAAAGUGCCGACUGGACUUUGUCGGGUAGUUGCACUUGUGUUGGUUUUGCUUUUGCCGUCUUCAGUUGGUGGUUGGCUUCGCAUCGGGACAUUGCUCCAGCAAACAAGCAAGAAGAAAAAUAGUUACUUUGAACUUUGUCAAAACUGGACGCACAGCCGACCGGAGAAAUUAAUUAAUUGUCAGCCAAGUGGUAAAAUAUAAUACAAAAUUUGGUUUUUUCGAAUUUCUUGAAUUUUUAUUUGAAAGUUUGGAAAAUAUAAUUUGUUUUUUUUUAUCAGGUCAAGUUUCGUACAAGUCGGCAAGAUGAGGAUGAAACCAGUUUUGCCUCCUCCCAUGAAACCAAAAGUUUCACCCCCUCGUCUUCCAGUGAAACUAGAACGUCCUUCUCCCCCAGUGGAAGCAGAAUGUCCUUCUCUGGUGGAAGUGGAACGUUCUUCCGAGAAAUCAGAAUCAGAACGUCUUCUCUCGGAGUCUAGUUGUUCUCCUGUGGACUUGGAAGGUCAACGCUCAAAUUCGUCUCCCAUGGAAUCUGAACAUUCUCCUCUUUCGGAGACGGAAUUUUCUCCUACGGAAUCAGGACGUCCGCUUUUCUCACAGCCAGACCGUUCCCCCGUAGUGUCCGAGUUACGAUCUCUUCUCUCGAAGAUAGAAGGUUUUUCUGUGAAACGUUCUCCUCCCCCUCUGGAACCAGAACGCUCUCCUCCUGUUGUGGAACGUUCUCCUACUGCUGUAGAACGUUCUCCAUCCCCUUUGGAACGUUCUCCGCCUGCUGUCGAACGUUCUCCACCAGCCUUCGAACAUUCUCCUCCUGCUGUCGAACGUUCUCCUCCAGCCUUCGAACGUUCUCCUCCUGCUGUCGAACGUUCUCCUCCUGCUGUCGAACGUUCUCCUCCUACUUUCGAACGUUCUCCGCCUGCUGUCGAACGUUCUUCUCCUACUUUCGAACGAUCUCCCCCUGCUGUCGAACGUUCUCCUCCCCCUGUGGAACCAGAAGACCCCUCUGUGAACUCUGAAUUAGAACUUCUUCUCUCGGAGCCAGCAGGUUCUCCAAUGGAAUCAGAGGAUUCUUCCGUAAAUUCUCCUCUACCGAUGGCAGAAAGUUCUCCCAAGGAACCAGAACUGCCCCUUCUCUUGAAUUCAGAACCAACUGUUGAACAGCCAGAAAUUUAUUCCGAGGAACCAAAACUGCCCCCUGUCUCAGACUCAGAACCACCCCCAUCACCCCCACCAGCAAAACUCCGUCCAAUAGCACACCAGGAAGAUUGUGAAUAUGACGAAGAGGCAUUCUUGAAUAAAAUGGAAGAAUCAUUUUUAACGCCAUUCAUACUAGAAGCUGAACUCGCCAGGGAUAUUGAACGACACGAGGAAGAUUGGAAGCGUACCCAUAAGAAAAAGGCGAGAAAACCUCCUGCCCUCUACAAACGUCCCAUCAAGGAUAUAGCAAACGAUCCUGUAAUUCUCAACUAUUUGAAGGAGCAGAAGGAACUAAUUACCAAAUACCGAGAGGAUUACUAUCGGAGGUGUGCAUGUGAAGCGGAGGAGGACGAGGAAUGGAAACAGUCUAUCGAAAAGGAUGAAGGAAGAAAGAAUCUCACUUCAGACGAAGAAGACCUAUUUGUCGAAAAGCCCAUGGAUGAAGACCAGAACAAAAAACACAUCCUGGUCAAGACUGACGCUGAAAUUACUAAGAUGGACGUUUGCUUGGCUGGCAUGGUUAUCGCUCCGUAUCAACGAUUGGAUAUUUUCCCAAUUAUGAUCCCUCACGGAAUUCCAAGUGACGCAGUUCCCAGUACCAGUGCUGCCGCUACCCGACCCCCUGUAGAUAAGAAAGGAGAUGAUGACAUCCCUCCAUCAAAGAUGAACCAAGCAUCCACCGCCCUGGACAAUAUUAACGUGCAACUUUCCCCCGAAAGUGAAGCGGAUGACAAGGACAUGGAUAUUGAAAUGACCACGUCACAAGAAGUCAUCACCUCGAAUAUGGCUGGUAACCCCAUCGUUCCUCCCAUUGCAGACACGACCCCCCAAGAUAAGCCAAAAAAUAUGGAAGCAAUCAAUCUGGAUCUUUUUGGGGAUAUUUCCAUUUCUGAUGCGUCAGAUACUGAUCUCUAAUAAUGCAUGUUUGCUGAAUGAAUUGAACGUGCAUUACAUACAGAAAAAAAUUAUUAAUUUUAAUUUGGAAUCCAAAUUUUGGAUUGUUCAGAAUGAUCGUGUGCAUUUUUUCAUUGUUAUUAUUUAUUAUAGGUGAUUUUGUAUUAUUUUUUAUAAUAAAUAUGUUGUCGCUGCGAGUUGAUUGAAAAACAAAUCGUGUAGAUUUACAUUCCUUUGUUUGGUGGCGGUUACACAAAGGAGAUAAAUAUAUCUCUUCAUUUGCAUAUUUUUCACUCAACGUUUACUGCGUCUCAUUCCAAACAAACCAACGUUGCGUUGGCAGCUCGUAGUUCGAGUCUCUUUGUUCCUCAGUCGGCAGUCGGUCGUCAUUGCAGUUGGAGGUAUUUUUUACUUUUGCUCUUGUGUGCCUAGUUUUUGGGCCAAAUUUGGAAAUAUAAAAUUUCGAAAUUAUAAACAAAGUGACUACUUCAAGCUUUUACUAAACUGCUCGUUUUAUCAAAGAAAGUAGACGCAUUAGCAGUGAGAUGGACUCUACCGUUGAAAAAGGAGUAAGCUCAACUGAGGAAGUUGAAGAAGGGGUGGCCUCAACUGGGGAAGGUGACCAAGAGGUCUUUCAGGUGGAGGCGAUCAGGGGACAGCGAAAAGUGAGGGGGAAACUGGAGUAUUUGCUGAAAUGGCAAGGCUAUCCGGAGUCCGAUAACACUUGGGAACCGGCAGGAUCCAUCAUGUGCUGGGAUCUCAUAGAUGAGUUUAAGAAGACAAUUGAGUCGGAAAAGACAAAGUCUGAAGACGCGAAAAACGCACAGAAGAAAAAGAAAAAGAAGGCAGCCAAACCCAAAGAAGUGGAAGAAGCUGAGAUAAAAGAUGACAAAGCAGCUGGAUCAAGUCCUUCCGAAGAAGAAAACCCGGACAAAAACGCUGAGAAGGGGGCAACGGGAAAGGGUAAAAAGAAGAAAGCUCGUUCAACUAUUGUACAUUUGCCUCCACCAAAUCUAGAGGAAUUCGAAAUUUGCGAUACUACCGGCGAAGGCAACGGAUUUGAGCGUGGAUUGCAGAUUGAAAAGAUCACAGGAGCGACCUGCCGUGAGGGCGACGAGAUUUAUUUCCUUGUGAUGUUUCAAGGCGAGAAUUUUGCCGAGCUCAUUUCUAGAGAGGAAUGCAAUAAGUGGGCCCCCGUGAAGGUGAUCGAGUUCUACGAGGGACGACUGCAUUGGUACCAGCCACCAAAGGAGUGAAAGAUUUCUGUCAAUUUAACUAAAAUCGCUACGACAUUUGGUUAUUCUUGGUGUUUAUUUUUUUUAAUGAAUUAAUAGUUACAUUUGUUAUAUUGUAAAAUUAAUUGACUUUACACUACUAAAUGUUAAUGUAGUUGUGAUGAAUUUCUCAACGAGGACAGAAAUUGCUGAAAGAAUAGUUUUAAAAGGGCAAAAUUCGGUCGGUCUAAUGGAUCCGGUCUCCAACAAGCCAACAUAAUUUCAUAUCUAUAAAAAAUAGUUAAUGCUUUCACUUUUGUUAAAACUUGUAGAAAAAAUUAGAAAUGAAUAAAUGCAAAAUUAUAUGUAAGUACAA